This is a messenger RNA of Paramecium pentaurelia, 362 nucleotides long. The record is from the annotation of a GenBank genome assembly. Lineage: Eukaryota; Ciliophora; Oligohymenophorea; Peniculida; Parameciidae.
AUGGCUAAAUUAUCGCUCCUAGACUCUACAUAUGCAAAGGCAUUUUACCUUAUUCAAGAAUUAUAGAAAUACUAAUAUAUUACUUAAAAUGAAAAAUGUCAUAUUAAAGGUAAAAUUAUAUAUAAUUUUUAGACUUAAUAAUUCAAAAAGAUGCUUCAGUUUACAAUUUAAUAUGCUCAUAAAGUGAUUUAGAGCUUAAUGAAAAUCUAUAAAAAUUAAUUAAAACAAUUAGAAUAUAAAUAGAAUAAUAAAAUGAAGAUGAUGAUGUAUCAACUAGCAAAAGUCUUAAAUUCUUUUUAAGACAGAAAUUAAAGUUGAAUUUAACUAAUAGUAACUUUGAUCUAGGUACAAAUAAAAGAUGA